Messenger RNA from Plasmopara halstedii, 3228 nucleotides. RefSeq names its product exosome complex exonuclease. NCBI's taxonomy places the organism in Eukaryota, Oomycota, Peronosporomycetes, Peronosporales, Peronosporaceae. The coding region runs from base 1 to 3228 and encodes 1075 amino acids. The record is from RefSeq and is a predicted model, not a curated record. Gene Ontology annotation, molecular function: endonuclease activity; RNA binding; 3'-5'-RNA exonuclease activity. The transcript has a single exon. Gene Ontology annotation, cellular component: cytoplasmic exosome (RNase complex); nuclear exosome (RNase complex). Gene Ontology annotation, biological process: rRNA catabolic process.
AUGACCGACGUCGAGACGCCGUUGCUUUGGUGCAUUGACGAGCGGAAUGUGGCAACCCGUCGUGGCCGUAUCGUUCGAAAAGUCAGCGAACGUUAUUUACGUGAUGAUCUAAGCUGUUCACUACCCAAUUGCGCGCUUUGUAGUGCCGAUGACGAUGCAUCAGCAGCCACACAUGUUUUAGGCAUGACAAAGACGUUAUUAGCUGAAUCGCCGCGUAAUGGAGUGUACUUAUUACCAUCGAUGAAGACAGUAUUGCUGCAAAUGGAUGUAUUAGAGUUUAGUAUCAAAAAUAGCACGAAAACUACUCACGAUCAGGGAGAUUCUGAAGUCUUUGCGGAUGUUCUGGUUCUAGAAACUGUCUGGGAAUAUGUUAAACGUCAAGAUUUGGGCGUUUACAAUCGUCUUCGUGCGUUAUUAAUGAAUGCCGAUCGACGAUUUGUUGUGUUUGCUAAUGAACAUCAUCGAGCUUGUUUUGUUCAGAAGAAAGAAGUGUUACCACAAGGGUACAGAGAGAACAAAGUCGAGGACAUUGUCACUUUGGAAACAGAAGAUGAACGCAAUGAACGUGCGGUAACUACUGCUUAUAAUUGGUACGUUGAUCAUUUGCAGAAACUCGAUCGAAUGGAUGUCAAGAUUUUGUUUUUAGCAAAUGAUGAAGAAGAUUUAAAACAAGCUCAAAAAUUUGGCCUUCAAGAUGGCAUGACAAUUGCUGACUUUGUGAAGCCUGUGUCGACGAAGUAUCCAGAAUUGCAAGAUCUUUUAUCGGCUUCUGCAGCUGAGGAGAAAGAGAUGAGUGUGGAGGGAGUCAGUACCACCAAAGGACGGAAUCGGAAACAACUGUAUCCAGAGCAUUUAAGUGCAGGCGAGUUACUAGCAGGUAUAAAGAAUCAGAGAUUUUUUAAAGGGACAUUACGAUGCAAUCGGGACCAUUGGCUUGAAUGUCAUGUGUUGAUUCAUGGUACAAAUGGCGUCAAAAUUCCGGUACUUUUACAAGGGCGCGAACAUAUUAAUCGAGCAAUUGAUGGUGAUCUCGUCGCGAUUCAGGUGUUACCACAGGAUCAAUGGAAGAAACCAUCAGAUGCAUUCGCUGCGAAUGGUUCGAUUGAAGAUGACGAAGAAGACAAUGAAGACAUUCAAUCAGAACAAGCUGGUCUUGCUGAACCCACUGUGCCUUUAGAGCAAGUGGCGCUUCUUCAAAGUGAUAUCAAGCCUGCCGGACGUGUAGUUGGUAUCAUUGAACGCAAUUGGCGCAAAUUUUGUGGCUCGUUGGAGCCUCCACGUGACGGUGCAAUGUUAAAUGCCUCUGGUAGUUGUCUUGUCGUGCCUGUGGAUCGAAAGGUACCAAAGAUCAAGAUCCAAUCACGGCAAUUGAACACACUUAUGGAUAAGCGCAUUCUUGUAGCAAUUGACUCAUGGCCUGCGUACAGCAAAUAUCCAUUAGGUCAUUAUGUGCGUACAUUGGGUGUAAUUGGCGAUAAAGAGACCGAGACGAAUGUGUUACUGAUCGAGCAUGACAUUCCUUGUGAUCAAUUUAGCGACGAAGUCAUGCGUUGUUUACCACCAGAAGAUUGGCAAAUUACUUCAUUAAACUCCAAAGGUCGACGUGAUUUACGUGAUUUGCCAGUUUGUAGUAUUGAUCCACCUAAUUGUAAAGAUAUUGAUGAUGCUUUGCAUGCAAAGUUAUUACCAAAUGGUCAUUUGCAAGUUGGUGUGCAUAUUGCUGAUGUCACGCACUUUGUGCCACCAGGAAGUGCAUUAGACGAAGAAGCAGCAGAUCGUGGUACUUCGACGUAUCUCGUAGACCGUCGUCUUGAUAUGUUGCCAGGUUUAUUAACUACAAAGCUUUGUUCACUUACGUCGACUGAAGAUCAUUUUGCAUUCAGUGUUUUGUGGGAAUUGAAGCUUGUGGGUGACAACGAUGUUGAGGUUAUUGAUGUGCAGUUUUGCAAGAGUAUAAUUCGUUCUAUCGCAUCCUUAUCCUAUCAACAAGCACAAGAGCUUUUAGAUGAUCCAGAUGCUGGAAGCGUUUAUGGUUGCGAUCAGAAGAAAGUGAAGAAAAAACAAGGCAAAAGUGACGACCAGUGGAAACGUCGUCAAAUACUUGGAAGUGGAAUCAAGACGCUGAAUGUCAUUGCGACUCGUUUACGUGCGAAACGAAUUGCAGCUGGUGCAUUGACACUUGCGUCGCCUGAAGUUCGAUUUGUCCUUGAUACCGAAACUCAAAACCCAUUAGAUGUGCAGAUGUACACUCUUCGGGAUACUAAUGCACUUGUAGAAGAAUUCAUGCUACUGGCAAAUAUUACAGUCGCUAAGAAGAUUGUACGUCACUUUCCAACCUUUUCAAUGUUGCGUCGUCAUCCUGCACCGUCAAAGCGCCAAUUUGAUUUAUUAUGCAGUCAAGCGAAGGCUGUGGGUGUUGAUUUGCAUGUCGACACAUCAAAACAAUUACAAGAUUCAUUGGAUUCUGCGGACAUAAAUGGCAAUACAAUGGAGAACAAGAGAAAACAAUCUGGACUUGCAAUAAAUCCAUAUUUCAACAAGCUAUUGCGCAUUAUGACCACACGUUGUAUGAUGCCGGCGAGUUACUUUAGUUCUGGAGAAGUAGCACCAUCCGAAUUUCAUCAUUACGGUCUUGCUGCCCCCAUCUACACUCACUUUACAUCACCCAUUCGACGGUAUGCUGAUGUAGUCGUCCAUCGUUUGCUGGCAGCAGCAAUUGGAGUUGCACCGUUACCGCAAUAUCUCGAGAAUAAAUCGCAUUUACAUGAAAUAAGUGACCAGCUUAAUCGUCGGCAUCAUGCUGCUCAACUUGCUGGUCGUGCUUCAGUGACACUUCACACGAUACUUUACUUUCAGCAGUAUCCUACUCACACAGAUGCGGUGAUUACGAAAGUUAAGAAGAAUGGGGUGGGGGUGUUAUUGCCUCGUUUUGGAAUAGAAGGCAUGAUCUUUGUUUGUGAGAAGGGUGAAGAAGACGAUGAUAAGGUUGUACACUUUGAUGGUACUCAUCAUACGCUGACGUUAGUUCAACAAGCUCAUCGUAAACUGCAAGUCUUUGAUCGUGUUCGUGUUAAAGUUUACGUGGCUUCCACUUAUGGCAAUCGCCAAGAAUUGAAAAUGGAUUUGCUGAAAGAAGAUGACGAGGAAGACGACAAGGUUGAAAGUGAAGAUCAGAAACUGGCUGAAGCGAAUCUUCAAGCGGUUCGCAAGAAACGUAAGGUUGCUUGA